CGUGGACCGGCAUUUUCCCACAACACCCCGCUGCUGCUGCUGCUGCUGCUCUCACUGAUGACGAAAAUGGCGGACAGCGGAUCGUCGGUGGAGAUUGUGGAGGGCUGUCGCCUGCCCGUUCUUCGUAAAAACCAGGAACACGAGGACGAGUGGCCAUUGGCUGAAAUUCUAAGUGUAAAAGAAGUGUCUGCGAGGAAGCUCUUCUAUGUUCACUACAUCGACUUCAACAAGCGUCUAGAUGAGUGGGUCACAGCAGACAGGCUGGACAUGAAGAAGCUUCAGUUCCCCAAGAAAGAAGCUAAAACUCCAACUAAGAAUGGUCUUCCAGGCUCCCGUCCCAGUUCUCCAGAAAGAGAAGUGAGGAAGAGUCUAGAUCUCAACGCUCCGUCUGCCACAGCCCCUUCCAGAGGCAAAACUCUUCCCACACCGCUGUCGAGUCAUACUGAACUGCACGGAACUCCAGAGACAAACAACCAUGACACAAUAAAGGAAGAGGAUGAUCCACUCGUGCAGAUCAAAUCUGGAAGUGAUUUAAAGCACAAUGUAUCAAAGUGUUUGUCUGGUGUACGCACUGGACUUGUAAAGCCAAACGUCAGCUUCAGAUCUUUCAAGAAAAGGAAAGUCGAGCCUGUCCCCAUGGUGACUCAGGUACCCCCAGCCCCCCCGGUCCCCUCCCUGCCAAGUUCAGCUGAAGCCACUCAGGCAUCUGUUUUUCCUGCUGUGCGGGAGACCAACACCUUCAAGUCCCGCGAAGACCAUGACCAGCUCGCCUCGCUCACAACGAACGGCACUGCCCGACGGCUCAUACCCCCUCAGCCCGGAAGGAAAAGGAAAGCUAAUUGUGGGGGAGCUGAUGAGAUGAUAAAGGUUUUGCAGUAUAACAACCCUCAAAGUGCCAGUGUCUUUCUACCGCCACCAGAGGAUUCCCAGGACAGUUCGGAUGGCAUCCCAUCUGCACCCCGCAUGACAGGGAGUCUGGUGUCUGACCGCAGCCACGAUGACAUCGUGACCCGGAUGAAAAACAUCGAGUGUAUAGAGCUAGGACGUCACAGACUGAAACCCUGGUACUUCUCACCAUACCCGCAGGAACUCACCGCGUUGCCCAUCCUCUACCUCUGUGAAUUCUGCCUCAAGUAUCUCAAAAGCCUCAAGUGUCUACAGAGGCAUUUGACAAAAUGUAACCUGAGACAUCCCCCAGGCAACGAGAUCUACCGCAAAGGCACCAUCUCAUUCUUUGAGAUUGACGGCAGGAAAAACAAAAUGUAUUCCCAGAACCUGUGUUUACUGGCUAAAUGUUUCCUGGAUCACAAAACCUUGUAUUAUGACACAGACCCUUUCCUCUUCUAUGUAAUGACGGAGUAUGACUCCAAAGGCUUCCACAUAGUGGGAUACUUCUCUAAGGAAAAAGAGUCAACUGAAGAUUAUAACGUCGCCUGCAUCCUGACCUUGCCUCCCUACCAGCGGAGGGGCUAUGGCAAGCUGCUUAUUGAAUUCAGUUAUGAGCUGUCCAAGGUCGAAGGGAAGACGGGAACUCCAGAGAAGCCACUUUCUGACCUUGGUCUUUUGUCCUAUCGUUCCUACUGGUCACAGACCAUCCUGGAAAUUCUCAUGGACCUUAAACCUGACAAUGGGGAAAGGCCGCAGAUUACCAUCAAUGAGAUCAGUGAGAUCACGAGUGUAAAGAAAGAAGACGUCAUUUCAACACUUCAGUACCUCAACCUAAUCAACUACUACAAGGGACAGUACAUCCUGACUCUCUCAGAGGACAUAGUGGAGGGGCAUGAGAGAGCGAUGCAGAAGAGACACUUACGCAUUGAUUCAAAAUGUCUUCACUUCACACCUAAGGACUGGAGCAAGAGGGGCAAGUGGUAGAGCCCGAGCCUGGUUCACAGAAAACCAUCCCAGACUUUCAGAUUACAGACUUAAAACAAAUGAUGGAUCAGAUCAAGUUUUUUUUUCUUUUUCUCCUCAUCAAGAACCUCAAUCAGACCAGACAAUGAACAUAAACUGUGACUUGAGAAGCAGAAGCUUUUAUUGCCAUAGCCAUAGUUAGAAAACUUUGUUCACUAUGAUAACACUUAUUAAACAAUGCCAUAACUCACUGUCCAAACCUUAGUCAUCACUUUCUAAGUAGAUAUUUUUCUGGUGUGCAGACAUCAGAACCUCUUCCUGUGUACAAAGGUUUGAGUAGUAAUAAUAGUGAUUGGAAACAAUACCCACUGAUGAUAGGACUGGUUGUAUUUAUAUAUAUUUAUAUCAAUGACUCAGUGUGAUCAGUAUUGGGAUUGCGUUACAGGAAAGAAAGCACAAGGAAUCAGACUCCACUUCUGUUUUCAGAGUAAAGUUCUGCCAAGUCAAGCUCCUCAUGGCACACAGUGCUCAUCUGUUUAUUGUGAUUCCCCUGGCGUCGGUGCCUGAAGAGGAAUGGAAAUAUGCUGCUAAAGGCUUCUGGAUCCUUGUGUCAAAUCAAAGUCGAUUAUGCUACACGUAUCUCUAUAUAUACAAAUAUAUAUUCAGAACUAUUUGGAAACAGACAAAUAUUUAAAACUAGACAUAAGAUCCGAUGUUUUAAUGUUUUUGGUCAGUUCAUGUUUAUCUUUUACAAUAGAAGCUCUGCUUUUCAUGUCCAUGUAUUUUAAAUUGUUGGAAGCGUAUAUGAUUUCUGUUUGUGACCAUUCAGGUGAAUAGUUUGUUUUUCCUGUUCAUCCCCUGUUGCGAUCAUCUGUACUCAAUGUGCAAGAGACAAAUCCAUAAGUUAAACAUGUUGCUUGUUACUGUACAUACUGAACCUGAUUAUUAAAAAACCUUUAGAAGACAGAAGCCAUGUUGAUCUGUUAGAGGAAUGUACAUUUUCUGUACAGUUGUAUUUCUUUUUUACUUGAUGUAAGCUAACAGGCCUCACAAUAAUUACAGGACAAGACCUUAAAGUGAUAUCUUACUUUCAAGUUUGUGUUUUUAUGUUUACAUGUGAAAUAAUUUAGCAUAUCUUUAUGUGAAACACAGUUGGGAGUAUGAUUUGAACCUUUGAUUUGAAAAGCUUGUUGGAUUGAUAAAAAAAACAUUGUAAAAACCCCUGUAACGUGUCUUUAAUAUUUGAUUUUAAAAGUGUACAUUUCCCA
Molecule: messenger RNA, 3119 nt
Organism: Platichthys flesus (European flounder)
Lineage: Eukaryota; Metazoa; Chordata; Actinopteri; Pleuronectiformes; Pleuronectidae
Product: histone acetyltransferase KAT5
Exons: 16
Coding region: 58-1872 (604 amino acids)
Biological process (GO): regulation of DNA-templated transcription
Molecular function (GO): histone acetyltransferase activity
Source: RefSeq, a predicted model, not a curated record